CAAACCUUUGAACAAAAAAGAAAUGUACACCUUACAACCGAACAUUCAAAAUAUAUCUUCUCUUAAUAUAAAAAAGGACAAUUUUCUGGAUUCUAUUAAAUUAUCUCAACCUAUCGUUAAACCACUUACUGUACCUCAAACUCAAAACACUUCUUCGUUAUUAAAUAUUUCGAACAUUUGCAACUCUAAUCCGAGUCGUGACCGUUUAUUUGACUCUAAUCAAAUACAACCGCAACAACAAAAUCAACAAUCAUGGAUAAAUCAUAAUAAUUGGAGCAUUGAUCCA
Scutellospora calospora is the source of this 286-nucleotide messenger RNA. NCBI's taxonomy places the organism in Eukaryota, Fungi, Glomeromycota, Glomeromycetes, Diversisporales, Gigasporaceae. The record is from the annotation of a GenBank genome assembly.